AAACAAAAGAAUGGGAAGCGAUCUUUUGGUUUGAUAAGAUGGACACUUUUUCUGUAAACCAUAGUUCAGAGAUUGUGGGUAUUAAUCGUAGUGAGCAUCUCGAGUUGUAUUCGAGAAUUAAUGAUAGUAUUCAAAAAACGAUUAUUGAUAUAGAGACUCAAGAGCUACAAGAUAAAAUGUAA
This is a messenger RNA of Dentiscutata heterogama, 182 nucleotides long. NCBI's taxonomy places the organism in Eukaryota, Fungi, Glomeromycota, Glomeromycetes, Diversisporales, Gigasporaceae. The record is from the annotation of a GenBank genome assembly.